UACAUAAUUUUCUUUUUUCUUUUUUUUCAAUAGGCAACGCAUUUCCAGCAAUGGACAAAUUUUUUGUUUGUCUUUCAAUUUAUUCUUUCCUGCUUGUUGGGGUUUCUCUUGAUGUAUUCUACUGUCCUAUGCAGUCAUUACAAUUCUGCGCUCACAACGACAGUAGUUGGUGCCAUCAAGAAUAUAUCCAUUGCUUACAUUGGAAUGUUGAUAGGUGGAGAUUACAUAUUCUCCAUGUUGAACUUUAUAGGGCUAAAUAUUUGUAUGGCAGGAGGACUGAGAUACUCAUUUUUAACUCUAAGAGGAAACAGCAAGCCUACACAACCUGGGGAUGAAGAGAAUGCACUUCAGCAAACCACAGGUCAAAAGGUGAAGGUUAUAGAAGCUGAUUUCACUAAAAAUUCAGUAUACAAGAACAUUGAGAAAAAUCUUCAAGGCUUGGAUAUUGGUGUUCUGGUUAACAAUGUUGGAAUGCUUCAUAAUCCUCUUCCGUGCCGUUUCCUUAAUGGAUCAGACAUAGAUGAGAGCCUUGUCAACUGCAACAUUAUUUCUGUUACAAAG
This is a messenger RNA of Nestor notabilis (Kea), 561 nucleotides long. Its product is annotated as UDP-N-acetylglucosamine/UDP-glucose/GDP-mannose transporter-like. Gene Ontology annotation, cellular component: Golgi apparatus. The record is from RefSeq and is a predicted model, not a curated record. Gene Ontology annotation, molecular function: GDP-fucose transmembrane transporter activity; antiporter activity. The annotation marks the transcript as partial. The transcript is spliced from 7 exons. NCBI's taxonomy places the organism in Eukaryota, Metazoa, Chordata, Aves, Psittaciformes, Psittacidae.